GAGGAAACGAGGCCGUCCAGACCUGGGCUGAUAACUCUAAAGACUCCCGAUCGAGUCACGGCCGGAGAUCCGACCCCCUCGUCGGCACCGGACAGAUCCGGCGAUGCAGUUCUUCAGCGGCUCCUCGGUGGCGCCGGAGGCGAGCCCCGCCCCGGCGGCGCCCCCUGGCACGGGCACGGGCGCCAACGCGCAGGUGCUCUACGUCUUCAACCGCAACGGCGUCUGCCUGCUGUACCGCGAGUGGCACCGCCCCCUCCGCACGCUCGACCCCACCCAGGACCACAAGCUCAUGUUCGGCCUCCUCUACUCCCUCCGAUCCUUCACCGCCAAGGUCGAUCCCACCACGGCUGAAAAGGGGAAUCUUGGGGUGCCACUACUGCCAGGCCAGGGCUGUUCAUUUUAUAGCUUCAAGACAAACACAUACAAACUAAACUUCAUGGAGAGCCCUUCUGGUAUAAAGCUUAUUCUAAUUACACAUCCAAGGACUGGUGAUCAGCGAGAUUCACUGAAGCAUAUCUACAACCUAUACGUGGAGUAUGUUGUAAAAAAUCCUCUGUAUGCUCCUGGCGCCCCAAUCAAGUGUGAACUUUUCAAUAAACAUCUCGAUCAAUAUGUGAAAACUUUAAUUUGAUAUCAUUGAGAUUUGGAUGGUUGGCAUUAGCUUAUAACAAUUCCAUUUCAUGUUCUUUAGCGUGGUGAGAUCACCAUGCUAUGUGAUUAUGACUAUUUUGAGAAAGCGAUGCUAGAGACUUCUCUGUUGCAAAAAUGGUCAUGUUCUCAUUGUGUUUGUACAAUUGCACCAUGUACUAGACCUUUAGAUGGUUCAAAGCUGUUGUCUUCGUCUGUAAUGAUUUCAAUAGCUCUAUUGUGAUCACAUUCCUGUAAAUUUCUUGUUUGAUUUCGAUGGAUGCCUUCAUGAUAGAAACUUUGUUGCCUCUUACAGUGUUA
Phragmites australis (common reed) is the source of this 948-nucleotide messenger RNA. RefSeq lists its product as uncharacterized. The coding region runs from base 104 to 631 and encodes 175 amino acids. NCBI's taxonomy places the organism in Eukaryota, Viridiplantae, Streptophyta, Magnoliopsida, Poales, Poaceae. The transcript has 5 exons. Gene Ontology annotation, cellular component: TRAPP complex. The record is from RefSeq and is a predicted model, not a curated record. Gene Ontology annotation, biological process: endoplasmic reticulum to Golgi vesicle-mediated transport.